Messenger RNA from Aspergillus costaricaensis CBS 115574, 1329 nucleotides. Its product is annotated as high affinity zinc ion transporter. NCBI's taxonomy places the organism in Eukaryota, Fungi, Ascomycota, Eurotiomycetes, Eurotiales, Aspergillaceae. Gene Ontology annotation, biological process: zinc ion import across plasma membrane. The transcript has a single exon. Bases 194 to 1258 code for a protein of 354 amino acids. Gene Ontology annotation, cellular component: plasma membrane. The record is from RefSeq and is a predicted model, not a curated record. Gene Ontology annotation, molecular function: high-affinity zinc transmembrane transporter activity.
CCAACCUUGGGGGUAAGAUGUGCCCCAUGCAAGGGUCUGCCACCAAAGUCAUAACAUAGUGCAGGCAGGCCUAGGGACCCUGUGGCCAGGCCAAGAUCUUAUGACGAUCCCCCAAGGUACUCUGUCAAUCAGUUAGAAUAUAAUGACACCUCUUCCACGCAUGGAGUAGAAGGCAAUAUGUAUCUCAAAAACCAUGUCUUCGUUCGAUCCAACAAAUGUAAACUUAGACACUGCCAGUGUGGAGGAUAUCUACUGCUACUUGCAGCUGUCCGAAAAUGACUACAACGGGCACCUAGGGGCACGCAUAUCCGCGAUAUUUGUGAUCCUAAUAACAUCAUCAGCGUCUACAAUUUUUCCCGUGGUAUGCAAGAGAAUACCACGUUGGAAUAUCCCCUACCCUAUCUAUCUCUUCGCUCGAUACUUCGGUACGGGUGUUAUUGUCGCCACCGCAUUCAUCCACCUCUUGGAUCCAGCGUAUGAAAGUAUCGGCAGCACAACCUGCGUGGGCGUAUCAAAAAAUUGGGCGGAGUAUCCAUGGUGUCCCGCUAUUGUCCUCGCCUCUGUUAUGGUGGUAUUUCUGAUGGACCUUGCCUCCGAGAUAUACGUCGAACGCGUAUAUGGCGUGGAAAAAGAGCACGACGCGACCGACCGAUUCCUGGCCCAAGCAAACUUGAUCCAGAGCGACGAUGAGAGUACGGUAAACGACGAUACCGGGGGAUCCAAGCAGCCUGGGGCUCAAGAUGACCUUUGCUCCAUCGAAUCCGAGCGCUCAUUCCGCAAGGAUAUUGUUGCCUUUCUUAUUCUGGAAUUCGGCAUUAUCUUCCAUUCGGUAAUAAUCGGACUGAACUUGGGCGUGACUGGUGACGAAUUCAGCACUCUAUACCCCGUGUUGGUCUUCCAUCAAGCGUUUGAGGGCCUUGGGAUCGGCGCCCGGAUGUCUGCCCUGCGCUUUGGCCGGCAUUGGUGGCUACCGUGGGUUCUCUGCAUGGCGUACGGCCUCACCACGCCCAUUUCGAUUGCCAUCGGAAUCGGGCUGCGGACGACGUAUAACUCGGGAUCCAAGACAGCAAAUAUUGUUCAAGGAGUAUUGGAUGCUGUAUCAGCCGGCAUUCUGAUCUACAGCGGAUUAGUGGAAUUGUUGGCUCGCGAUUUCCUGUUCGACCCCGAUAGGACUAAGCGGCGGUCGCAUCUGCUGGGAAUGAUCUUCUGCGUAUUGCUGGGAGCCGGCAUCAUGGCACUUAUUGGGAAGUGGGCAUGAGAGGGAAGGGAGAGUAAAAGAGUAAGCAAAUACAGUACUUGAUGGUUGUGGUUGUUGAGGGGGAAAGAGUG